AUGGACGAUAAUGGUAGAGUAGAGACCUUGUGCAAGGUAUGUGGUGACAAGGCGUCUGGAAAACAUUACGGUGUACCAAGUUGCGACGGAUGUCGUGGAUUUUUCAAGCGGUCGAUCCGUAGGAAUUUGGACUACGUGUGCAAAGAAAGCGGCCAGUGCAUCGUCGACGUGUCUCGGAGAAAUCAAUGCCAAUCCUGCCGAUUUACCAAGUGCUUGCAAGUGAACAUGAAAAGAGACGGUAAGCAGCAUCGUGAGACAAUUCCUCUGUGUCGACUUGCAGCGGUGCAGCACGAGCGAGCACCCCGGAGCGCGUCGACGUCGAUGUCGGUGAUGGCGGCCUCGAGGAAGCCGUCCCCGGCCUCCGCCGUCGCAACCGCCGCCUCCCUCUACCCGUCGGCAUCGCACAUCUACCACGGGGCAGCGCGAGCUGGCGCUCCCUACCAUCCGCUCCUCUACCCGAGCUUCUUUUCGUUUAAGCCAGCGGUGCCGAGCUUCCCCUCGGCAAUGGCUGCGCACUUCAUGCCCCGGCCUACGCCCGAACCCUUAUCCAAUUCGGCUGGCAAGGAAGACGAGGUGACAAGCUCCGAGGAGGCUGCCGCCGCUGCCAACGAUCGCUUGCACUUUAAGAAAGUUGCUGAGGAUCACGUGUCAACUCGAUUAGCGGCUCCAUUAAUUUGUACUUCUGUGUCCGACGGACAAACGGCAAACUUUUCGCUUUUACCAGCGGAAAAUGUUUACGAGUUUGCAGCGAAAUUACUGUUUUUGGCCGUAAAAUGGCCAAGAAGUAUAUCUUCCUUUUUACAGCUUUCGUACCGAGAUCAAGCGAUUCUGCUCGAGGAGUCGUGGUGCGAGCUUUUCGUACUGACGGCCGCCCAAUGGAAUUUCCCUGUCGAGGAGUCGCAGCUGAUACCGAUACACAUGUCGCCGGACAGGAGGCAAAUCCUGUGCGACGAGGCCAGACGGCUACGCGAGCUCCUCACCAGAUGCGCCAUUUUGAGAAUCGACCACUCGGAGUACGCAUGCCUCAAAGCGAUCGUACUUUUUAAAGGAGAGUCCCGGGGCCUGUGCGAGGCCGCACGCGUCACGGCCCUGCAGGAACAGACGGUCUCCGUCCUGUCCGACCGAGGCGCCGGUCGCGUAGGCCAUCUCCUGCUGCUGCUGCCGCCCGCUCGCGCCCUCUGCCGGCGCACCCUCCAGGACUUGCUUUUCCAGCCGACGGUCGGCGACGUGAGCGUGGAGCGUCUGCUCGACGAUAUGGUCAACGCCGGGAGGCCCAACUAAACCAGCGACAACUGCCUUUGCUCCACCUCAUCGCCAUCCCCGCCGCCCAAAAUUCUACCAAAGUACCGACUGUCAGACUUUCGCUCCCUCUAUUACCCGCGAAACUACUACUUACUUGCUGCCACACUUCCCCAA
Ceratosolen solmsi marchali is the source of this 1416-nucleotide messenger RNA. RefSeq names its product nuclear receptor subfamily 2 group F member 5. Gene Ontology annotation, molecular function: DNA-binding transcription factor activity; sequence-specific DNA binding; zinc ion binding. Gene Ontology annotation, biological process: regulation of DNA-templated transcription. Bases 1 to 1281 code for a protein of 426 amino acids. The transcript is spliced from 7 exons. The record is from RefSeq and is a predicted model, not a curated record. NCBI's taxonomy places the organism in Eukaryota, Metazoa, Arthropoda, Insecta, Hymenoptera, Agaonidae.